Histoplasma capsulatum G186AR is the source of this 2097-nucleotide messenger RNA. RefSeq lists its product as uncharacterized. The record is from RefSeq and is a predicted model, not a curated record. The transcript has a single exon. Bases 1 to 2097 code for a protein of 698 amino acids. NCBI's taxonomy places the organism in Eukaryota, Fungi, Ascomycota, Eurotiomycetes, Onygenales, Ajellomycetaceae.
AUGGCGCCCCUUGACGAUAUCCAGGUCGGAGACCUGGUGAACGUGCCAGGGGGCAUGUACGGCACUGUCAAAUUUCUAGGCCCAGUCGCCGGGAAGCCUGGCCGCUUUGCUGGUGUUGAGCUGGCCCCCGAACACGCCGGCAGAGGCAAGAAUAAUGGCGAUGUCGAGGGCCGGAGCUACUUCACCACAUCGCAACCAGGCUCCGGCAUCUUCGUGCCUAUGAAUAAUAACAAAUAUGUCUCCAAGCGGACUGCGUCUAUGGGCAGCACACCGCCCACACCUUCUAAACCUCCCUUUAGCAAAUCCGUCGGCCCUGGCGCAGGGCCUGGCCCUCUCUCUGUAAACAGACCCAAAUUCAGACGCCCGUCCCUCCCACGGCCUGAAUCACCACGAGCCUCUCCGCCGAAAUUGAACCUGACCGCUCUCCGGACACCAUCCGCAUUUUCUAAGAGCAUCCCUGCCAACGGAGGUGUUCCUCGAACGCCGCUCAGGGCUACCCGGCCACCCAGUCGCCCGUCAUCUAGAAUCAGCAUCGAGAGUGGCAUGAACACACCCGGGUCAAUAAAACGGCAUGACACGAGAACACCAGCACUUUAUGACGGCGAGUCAACAGAUAGAAUCAAAUAUCUAGAGAAACAAUUGCGUGAUCGUGAUAAACAGCUGGAAGACCAGGCGUCGACACUCGCAGAGUUUCAAAAGAGCAUUACCGAGUUGGAGGGUCUGGAUGCGCUCCAGGUGCGCGCACAACUUCGUGAGAAAAAUGAGAAGAUUGCGGCUCUCACGGCAGAAUUCGACAGCCAUCGAGCAGAUUUUCGUAGCACUUUAGAUACUCUGGAAGUGGCUGCCGCGGAGACUGAGAGGGUCUACGAGAGAAGACUAGAGGAACUGAUGCAGGCUAAUAGGGAGCUACAAGAUCGUGGUGAGGAUGUGGAAACUGUCGCAAGGCAACUUAAACAAUUGGAGGAAUUAGUUUCGGAACUAGAAGAUGGUCUCGAAGACGCUCGUCGGGGCGAAGCUGAGGCAAGAGGAGAAGUGGAGUUCCUCAGGGGUGAGGUUGAAAGGACUAGGCUGGAAUUGAAGCAGGAAAGGGAGAAAUCAAAUUCAGUAUAUAAAGGAGCCGGCGGUGAUGGACAUGCCAGCUCAAAAGACCUGGACCAAAAGGAUGAUGAAAUUCGCGGUCUAAAAGCUAUCAUCCAUUCCCUCAGCAGAGGUGAACCGACCGGCCUCACACACAUUAAUGUCGGGACUGCCAAUAAUGGUGACCACCAAGAUGCAGACCGCAUCGCCAGACUCGAACAUCGUAUUGAGGAACUCGAAAGCCUCGCAGACCAUAAGUCCUACCGCAUUGAAGAAUUAGAGCGCGAGCUCGAAAACGCCCAGAAUCAGAACCGCCCCGGCCGCAACCGCAGCGGUACCAUAACCUCCUCACCUCUCAAACAGCGACACAACAGUGCCGGCACUGGCACGGGCGCUGGCGGCGCCAACCACACCCAUACCCUCUCUGAUCGCACUGUUGUCCCCAAUGACUGGCACGACACCACCUCUCCACCUCCCAGAAGCAGCAAUGGCCAUAACCAAUACCCCCACUUCUCCCCACCGCACCAAAACGAACCCAUUCGCCACCAGCAGCAGCUCGAAAGCAUGCAGGAAUCUGACUCUCGCUCCUCAAGCACAGAGGACAGCGGCGCGCUCUGGUGCGAGAUUUGCGAAACAAGCGGACAUGAUAUCCUUACCUGCACCAAUAUGUUUGGUUCUGCUGCCGCCAAUACGAACGCAGCAGGUAAGUCAGCUGCAAAUAACAGCAAGAGCAACAACGGCUACAACAGCUUCAACGGCAAUACCCACCAACGCCAACAAAAUAACCUGGGCACAUCAACAACAAAUGGGUACAACAAUAACAACAAGGCCAGUGGAAGCCCCAGCUCGCAACGCACGGGGCGCGAUGCGGUGCUGGAAGGGUUGAAAGGUAUCGGCGGGCUGACAGCUAACAUGUCGCCGGUCGCCGGUAAGGCUUCUGGUGUCAUCGAUGAGUCAAAGUGGUGUGCUCUGUGCGAGCGGGAUGGGCAUGAGAGUAUCGACUGUCCGUUUGAAGACUGA